AGCAACAAUCAUCAACACAAAACUAAGCAUUAUAUACCAAUUGAGAGAGAGAUCAUAUCAUAUAUUAUAAGAUGGCUGGUUUAUUGAGAAACAUCUUUGGUGGGAAUGAUGGUGGAAACAAUGGAACUGUUGAUGCAUUUAACAACACUUGCGGCCAUCAAGAUUUCGAUGAGGCUGAAUUCAAAACUGGUGCAACAGUUACCAAUGGAGGUUACACUAGCCACCGUAACAACGGAACUAAAAAUGCAUUCAACAACUCAUAUGGAGGAACUCAGAAAUUUGGAAAGGCCAAAUUCGAUACCGGAGCCAGGAUUGGAAAUUAAUGGGCUUCUCCAAGUUACAUAUAUACAUAUAAUAUGUAUAUGUGUGUGGUUAUGAGUAGUAAUAUUAAUAAAAUAAAGUGUUUUAAUUAUGUUUAUGUGUAUCUUGUGAACUGUAUUACUGGGAACUAAAUAUGAAAUAAAACUGGUAAUGUUUACAUA
Vicia villosa (hairy vetch) is the source of this 482-nucleotide messenger RNA. RefSeq lists its product as uncharacterized. The transcript has a single exon. NCBI's taxonomy places the organism in Eukaryota, Viridiplantae, Streptophyta, Magnoliopsida, Fabales, Fabaceae. Bases 72 to 323 code for a protein of 83 amino acids. The record is from RefSeq and is a predicted model, not a curated record.